AUGCUACUUCAACUAUUUCUAUUUUUCUUGUUUUCUCAAAAAGCCUUUGCUCAAUUCAAAAUUCAAAGUGUUGAGACUCCAUCGACUUAUUAUGAAUACAUUAAUGUAAGUUAAAGCUCCAACUUUUAUCUGAACAUAGUUUAUUUGAAGUCAGAAGAAAUGAACAUGGGAAAUGUGUCAAGAUACGAACCAACAACAUGUGGACCUGUUGAGCAAGAAAAGUAAGAUUUGAAAGUAGUUUGCAGACUAAAUCACAAUAAAUUCUAGAGUGAAAGAGUGCGCUGAUCCGUUGUACAAAAUGGGCGCAAUUUCUGAAAAUUCGCAUCAUUUGGGAUGGGAAGGAUUCAUGUUCAAAACCAAAGCGUAUUUUGCUGAAGUUUGUCAGUAAGUCGAAUGUCUUUAUAAACUUGGAAAUUUUUGGGAAAAAAUGUUUUGAUUUCAGGAAUUUCUUCCUCUUUGAUGUUUGUAUUGAACCAUACAAAGAUGUUUGUUUUGCUGCUGACAGUGCUAGAAACAACUACGAUGUUGCAAUUCGAAUUCUCGAUUUUCUGUGUCGUGAUGGUUAUGGUGAAAUGGUUCGAAACUUUGAAUGCUUCACCAAAACUCUCACAAGAUCUGAAAUGAUGCAAUGUCAAGCCGAACUUGUUUCAGAUACUCGAAAAGUUUCAGAAACUCACACUGAAAUGAGUGGAACAAAUGAUGCAGCGGUUUGCGGGUGAGAAAACAUCUUCUAAAAAUGUAUUCAAUUUUAUUGAUUGUAGAGCGAUGAGAAACUACAUUGAUUGUGUCAAAUACCCAAUUCGAUAUGAAUGUGGUUAUAGAGCAUGGCAACUUGUUCGAGAAAUGAUCACACGACCAACUAAAGCGUUGCUUCCGACUUGCCGCUUGAAUUCUGCAUACUUUAAUUUUUCUUUUGUUACUAUUUUGGUUACUCUAAUCCUCGGGAAAAUCAUUCAUUAA
Molecule: messenger RNA, 960 nt
Organism: Caenorhabditis angaria
Lineage: Eukaryota; Metazoa; Nematoda; Chromadorea; Rhabditida; Rhabditidae
Source: the annotation of a GenBank genome assembly